Zonotrichia albicollis (white-throated sparrow) is the source of this 1944-nucleotide messenger RNA. It is a transcript of the gene NSG1, whose product is annotated as neuronal vesicle trafficking associated 1. The record is from RefSeq and is a predicted model, not a curated record. Lineage: Eukaryota; Metazoa; Chordata; Aves; Passeriformes; Passerellidae. Gene Ontology annotation, molecular function: clathrin light chain binding. Gene Ontology annotation, biological process: clathrin coat assembly; endosomal transport. Gene Ontology annotation, cellular component: membrane; endosome.
CGCUCGUCCCCGCGGGGCCCUUUGUGCUGCCGCUGCUGCCGCUGCUGCUCCGGAGCUGCCUCAGCCAGGCGGCGGCUGCGUCACGGCCCCGGCGCUGCGGCCGCGCCUCGCCCCCCGCUCCGCCAUCGCUGCGCCCCGAGCCAGGGCCGGCAGCCGGCGCAGAAAAAUCCCUCUAUCCUGGAAGAAUGGUGAAACUGGGGAAUAAUUUCAGCGAGAAGAGCACAAAGCAGCCCCUUUUGGAGGAUGGAUUUGACACCAUCCCCCUGAUCACACCCCUGGAUGUCAAUCAGCUCCAGUUCCCACCUCCUGAUAAGGUUGUGGUCAAAACAAAAACAGAAUAUGAACCUGACCGCAAGAAGGGAAAGUUCCGUACUCCUAAAAUAGCUGAAUUCACAAUCAGCAUCACUGAAGGGGUUUCAGAAAGGUUUAAGGUAACUGUGCUGGUCCUUUUUGCCCUUGCAUUCUUAACGUGUGUUGUAUUUCUGGUAGUCUACAAGGUUUACAAGUAUGAUCAUACCUGUCCAGAAGGAUUUGUUUUCAAGAAUAAUCAGUGCAUUCCAGCUGGCUUGGAAAACUACUACUCUGAACAAGACUCCAGCGCUCGAGGGAAAUUUUACACGGUCAUAAACCACUACAACCUGGCCAAACAAACCAUCACGCGCUCCGUGUCCCCCUGGAUGACAGUACUGUCAGAAGAGAAACUCUCUGAACAGGAGACUGAAGCUGCUGAGAAAUCAGCUUAGUAUGAUAAGCUAAUUAUUAAAACUAUGUCAUUUGAAGGUAACUAAGGGACUUUAAGGAACUUUUCAUUAAAUAUAAUUAUGGAUAAUUUAGAGGUUACUCAUGUUUAUGGUGUAACUGCUUCUGUUUGCUGAUACUGCUUUGCAAAAAAAAAAAAAGAAAAAAGUGAAAACAAAAACUUGCUGCAGAACAUUCAUGGGCAUAACCCCAGGUGCAUAUCAGCAUUGCUGUAGAGCUUUGACACCAUUUUCAAUGUUAAAAAAAAAAAUCCAAUGUUAGAUAUGUUCUUGCAGUUUAUUGGAUACUGAUAGAUUUUGUCACUGGAUUUUCAGGGCUUGAACCUUAGAUAAAUCAUGUGUUCUGUUGUCUGAACAGAUACUUAAUUUAUUAAGUUUUUGAAUUCUUUGUCAUUUUGCAAACUGAAACACCCCAGCCAUAACUAGAGUGAUCUCUUGUUUAGCUGAAAGCUGUAAGUAAUGUUUAGUUUGGGCUCAAGCAGGAACGAUAGUCAGCACUGACAUCGGGGCAUAAUGUAAUGACUUGUAUGGAGAAAGAAACUGUCAGGUCGCAUUUUUCCUUCCAUUUCCUUUCCUGUUUUUGUAAGUGAUAAUGAAGUUCUCUGCAACAAGGCAUGCUCAAUGUUUUCUUAUUGCUGUCAGCAGGAUUUAACUGCAUUUCCACUGUGGCUUUAGCAUCUUGGUAAGGAUGUGCACUGAAACACAAACUAGAUAGACUUAUGGAAAAACACAGGCAGUUUUAGUGGUGGGUGUUGAGGCUAGUGUAAAAAAUAUACAGUUCAGGAUGUUCUAAUGAGAAAUGACAUCUUUUGAUCAUACUGAAGACGCAGAAAGCCUAUUCACAGUACAUGUAGUCCACUAUGUCAUUUGUUGGAUACAGCUGAAGGAGUAAUAUGUCUAAAUUUUCUCCUGUAUUACAUCACAUUUUCCCUUUUUAUUAGUUAGAAAGAGCUUUCUGUUUAUGUAUGGUUUGCAGUUUGAUACUUUUUAAAACAUGGAGCAUCACAAGUGAAACAGUAGCGUGUUAGAUACCACAACUGGCUGUUAAAGCUCCAUGUGAAAGAGAGUGAAGAGUAGAACUGUUUGUGUAUGGCUUGGGAGGGGAAAAGAUGUAGAAGAACAUAGUAUUGUGGAUGCACGUUAAAGUUCCAUUGUAAUUACAAACUUACCUAUUCUUUGUGUGAAA